UCCACGCGCGUUGUCAGAGGGGGGAAAGAGAGACAGAGGAAACAGAGUAGGACAGAGAGUGAAAAAGAGAGUUGCAGUACCGACGGGAAGGAUUCGAUGUUUUUGGUCUUCCAGCUAUCACUGUUUAAAAAGCAAUAGCCUAUUUUAAGGGCCUACAGUGACAUUUUGUUUAAGAGAAUUAUGUUCUUUGAAGCUCUCCAGACAUGUCUUGGACUCAAGUAUUGUCUGUAUGAAGCCUUUUAACUCCGGUUUUCUCUCCGACCGUCAGCAGCCACAACUCGCUGCCGAAGCUUUGUCGAUUCUUUUGCAGUCUUGCUUGUUUUCCAUAUUUCUUUUCUUCCCUUUUUUCCCAUAAAUGUGUCAUUGACUUACCUGCACUGGGAUUUUCAGAUAAUUUCGCUCACUGCAGAUUUGACCCGCUUGUUCCGCCUCACUUUCUCCUCUCAGCUGCGGUAGACUGUGGCACGCGGAGAAAAGAGGAGAGUCUCGCGCAGAGAGGAACUGUCCGGUGCUGAAACCACGAGGCUGCACAGGAGCACGUCAGGGACCGUUUUAUAGUAGCUGUCCGCGUGCUGAAGAUCAGAAGGACUAAAACAAUAUACGAGGGACAUUUUUUCCUUUUUUUUUUCUUUCUUUUUUUCCAAAGGAAAAGCCGUCCAGGACGUCACUUAUAUGCUCAUUUUUUUAAGCUUUUAGAACUCCAUCGGUCUUCCAGUGGCAAGUUUAUGGAGUUAAACAGACUUUAUUUUCUCCACAGAACAAAAGACUCACACGCUAAAAUAGCAUGCAUUUGACAAACCCAAGCGAAAAUAAAUAUUAGGUAUGUUAGAAAUAAAAGCACGAGAGUAAUGCUAAUCUUUAAAAGUCAUGCCUCUAUUUUCGAGGCUGUUUGAUGGGAGAAAGCAAAUUCACCUUUAGUUAGGCAAAACGGCUAAUUAAGCUGUAUGCUAAAAAAAAGAAAAAAAAGAAAAAAACCCAGCUUGAUCUCAUUACCAGACUACAUUUUGACUAAAUUUAGACUGGAGAAACGAAAGUGUGCUAAUCAUAAGAGCGUAGGAGCAACAUCUGUCCCAUCAUGCCUCGAUCUUUCUUAGUGAAGAAAGUCAAACUGGAUGAUUUCUCGGCUGCUGAGCUGGAGAGCUCCUAUGGUCACAGCCGGAGAGAAGAGCUCAGUCUGCGAUUCCAUCAUCAUGACAAAGGCUUCGUCAGUGAUUAUUUAAGUCCAAAUCCUUAUGAUGACGUGGUUGGAAGUGACUCAUCUGUCAUCUCUAAAGUACCCUCCCCAAGCCAUUCAUCAAUCAUCUAUGACCACAUUGACAACACCUAUUCUGGUAUCCAUGGUGACAUCCAUGGUGAUUCAGACCAGCCGGACAGCCCUCGGUCCGAGGUGUCAUCAUCAGCUGGUGGAUACAUCAACGGAGACACAGCUGUGAGUGAGGGAUACACAGUAGAUGCGUUUUUCAUCAUGGAUGGGCGAUCACGAAGGAAAGCCCCGGGAAACCCAAGAGGGGCCACCCAGAGGCACUCUUGCAGCGAGUGUGGCAAAACCUAUGCCACGUCUUCCAACCUGAGCCGGCACAAGCAGACGCACAGGAGCAUAGAUAGCAAGAUGGCCAAGAAAUGCCCCACAUGUGGGAAAGUUUAUGUGUCCAUGCCGGCGAUGGCUAUGCACCUGCUCACUCAUGACCUCAAACACAAGUGUGACGUAUGCGGCAAAGCGUUCAGCCGGCCAUGGUUGCUACAAGGCCACAUGCGCUCGCACACGGGUGAGAAGCCAUUCGGGUGUGCACACUGUGGGAAAGCCUUUGCUGACCGGUCAAACCUGCGUGCUCACAUGCAGACUCACUCAGCCUUCAAGCACUACAAGUGUAAACGGUGUAACAAGACCUUUGCACUUAAGAGUUACCUGAAUAAGCACUAUGAAUCAGCAUGUUUUAAAGGGGCUUUCUCUCCACUGAGCUCACUGGGUGAAUGAUGGAUUUGUGACUGGGGUGAAAUCACAUUAUUUUA
This is a messenger RNA of Melanotaenia boesemani (Boeseman's rainbowfish), 2010 nucleotides long. RefSeq names its product transcriptional repressor scratch 1-like. Bases 1076 to 1975 code for a protein of 299 amino acids. Gene Ontology annotation, molecular function: DNA-binding transcription factor activity, RNA polymerase II-specific; RNA polymerase II cis-regulatory region sequence-specific DNA binding. The transcript is spliced from 2 exons. The record is from RefSeq and is a predicted model, not a curated record. NCBI's taxonomy places the organism in Eukaryota, Metazoa, Chordata, Actinopteri, Atheriniformes, Melanotaeniidae. Gene Ontology annotation, biological process: regulation of DNA-templated transcription.